GCGGAGAGUCAAAUGCACGCAAAUUGCAAAUGGCGUCCGUCUGACGGAUGAUUGCUCGCGUCAAAAUGCAUCCGCGAUGUUGCAAAAACGCGUAAAAAGAUAUAUUAUAUCGCGAAACUAACUACAUUUACAGAAACAAACGGUAUGAAAAUACAGAUCCAGUAUUGACCUUAUAAAUAUACAGUCUAGUCUAAAACAGUUUCUACUAAAUAAAUUAUAAAACGGAAACGGUUUCGUAGUAGGUACUUUAGGAAGAGAAAAAUAUGAUAUUUUUUACCUGUUAGUAUUAAUAAUAAUAACACUGUGAUAAAAAGUUUUUUUCGAUCGUUAACUAAACGAAGUGGACUUUUGUGCAAUUCUAUAAAUAAAUAAAUAAUUCUAUAUAUUUAGACUAAGUGAAGGUUUUGUGCAAUUUUUCGCAAGUGAAACGGAAUGUUCGGCCAAAGAUAAUAUGCUUAGGUAGUUUAUGUGAUAGUUCGGCGUAGUGAAACAGAGAUGGCGCUACCACCGCAGCAGUUUUGUGUCCGGUGGAACUCUUACCAUACCAAUCUACAGGCAGUGUUCCCUCGGCUUCUUCUGACGGAGCAGUUUGCAGACGUGACCCUCGCGUGUGAGUCGCGACAGCUCCGUUGCCACAAGCUGGUCCUCUCAGCUUGCUCCGCAUACCUCGAGCGGCUGUUACUGCAGAACCCAUGUGACCACCCCAUCGUGCUCAUGAGGGAUAUGAGGUUCAGUGAAAUGCAAGCUCUAGUGGACUUUAUGUAUAAAGGCGAGGUGAACGUCACGCAGGACGAGCUGCCCAGCCUACUGAAGUCCGCUGAGGCGCUGCAGAUCAGAGGUCUAUGCUCAAGUGACACGUCGAGCCUGUCGUCGGAGCUGGGCGCGCUGGGCGGCGACAGUGCGCCGGCCAGCAAGGAGAGGGACUACACGGUCGCCAGCGACGCGCUCGUCGCCAACGCACAGAGGGAACACGCUACUAAUGGUACAACCACCCAACAACAGAAACCCCCACCCAACAACGCCCACACCACCCAGACCACUCACACGACCCACACGAGUAAUGGCACUAAAAAACGGAAGUCUGAAGAACGCGCAGAUAUUAAAGAGGAAACAGUCGAGGAAGAUGGUCUCUACUACGGGGAACUCGACAAUGAUAAUAUGGAAUUCAAUGAGGACGAUGAACCCGGAAAACCCGGCAGUAGUCUCGGACAACCAUCUGGUCGUCCCUAUCUCCGUGUCAAGCCGGAGAGCGAACUAUUCUUCCAGACCAAACUACAGAAUCUAGCCAAUUCUGAAUACAUCAGUAGGCUCGCCAAAAUGACGACAACGGAAAUAAGAAAUGAAUUUUCUAAAUACGGCUUCAACACGAACCCGACAGAGGAAUACACUCAAAAAUCUAACGAGAAAUCCGAAAAUGAUUAUUACAAAUCCUGGUUAGAACAGAAUGGUGAACUAGAGGUGUCUCUCCUAAAAGCCAGCCAAGUGAAAAAACCAAAGCCGGACCCGAAAAACCAAAAGUCCGAAGUAGAGCUGAUACCAAAGACAAAAGACGGUGUUGCCAAUAAAGAAAUUUUCAGUAAAAUCAGGGAGAAAUCUCAGAUGCGGAGGCGUGGUAGGCCGCCAAUAUUUAAGGAUAGAAAUAUAGAUAUCGGGGAGACUGUUCUUAAGUCUGAUUUGGACCAAUUUUUGGAAGGGAAGGAGGUUAGCUCGUCAGGGUUGUCGCGUAAAGAUCUGGAGCGUGUUAUGAUGGGCAAGUUCAACCCUAAUCGGCGAUACUCGAAUGAGGCCAUGUGGGCCGCACUCAUGGAUGUCAAGAAAGGAGGGAGUAUAUACAGAGCGGCCCAAACCCACAAGGUUCCGCGCAAAUCUCUCCGCAACUGGAUGAAGCGUUGCCACAUAAAGUCCUCGUUCCCGAUGCCCCAGCAACUAAAACAAUUCGUCGAGAACAACAAGAAACAGAAGGAGUACAAAUCCUUCGAGUACACGCCGUCCACGGAACAGAAUAAUUACAAAAGCGGUACUGAAACUGAAAAUUAUGACGCCGAGGAGUUUGGCAAGCAUUUCCUCUUCAACUCCACUCUGUCUAGUGAGGAUGAGGUCGGUAAGAGUGACGAGAAACAGGAGAAGAAAGGAGAGGACGGUACGUCAGCCUUAGACAUGUCUUUACAUGAAUGAGUUGAUUAGGUGGGCAGGAGUGAUUUGGCGAUUCUUGUGUGAGGGUCUAACAGAUUGGGGAUUGAGAGUAGACUUUUUAUUGUAUUAGGGAUUUUUUUGUU
This is a messenger RNA of Spodoptera exigua (beet armyworm), 2276 nucleotides long. Lineage: Eukaryota; Metazoa; Arthropoda; Insecta; Lepidoptera; Noctuidae. The record is from the annotation of a GenBank genome assembly.